Molecule: messenger RNA, 1760 nt
Organism: Epinephelus fuscoguttatus (brown-marbled grouper)
Lineage: Eukaryota; Metazoa; Chordata; Actinopteri; Perciformes; Serranidae
Product: organic solute transporter subunit alpha
Exons: 8
Coding region: 134-1369 (411 amino acids)
Biological process (GO): transport
Molecular function (GO): transporter activity
Source: RefSeq, a predicted model, not a curated record
CAGACAGUAAUUGUUCAGGUGAACACGUACACAACAGGACAGAAUCCCAUGGAAAGCGUUGCAAACUCCAAGACCACUCAUCCCUGAGCCACAAGAGUUAUACGGUAGAGUGUAGUGUAGUAGCGUGUAGAGAAUGGGAAGAGGUGGCAACUGUAGCUGGAUUGGGCCUGAAAUCCCUCUGUCAUCACACUUCUUCACUGCCAUUAAAGAUGAGCUGUGGCUCUUCCUCAUCCCGGCUGGCCUUGCCAUCAUUUUACUGGGGCUGUUUCUGGAAGAGGUGGGCUUCUUCCUGCGCCACCUUCCCUCAUCCAGACGAAAAUGGCUCUACCUGUGGAUAUUAGGAAUGUACCCGGUAUUUGCCUUGACCUCCCUCAUAGCACUAUAUGUGCCACGGUCUUCCUCACUGUGUAAUUUCAUCGCCUCACUGUAUCACUCCAUCACCUUGCUAAAAUUCAUGGGACUGAUCACAGACUUCUUUGGAGGGAAAGUUCGUAUGCUGGCUAAUCUGUCUGGACAGCAGGUAUCUCCAGAUCCCUUCCCCUGUUGUUGCUGUUGCUGUCUCCCAAUGGUGGCCAUCAACAGCAGCAGCCAAGGCUGGAUGAUGGCAGCUGUGCUGCAGCUCUCUGUUGUCCGUACCAUCUUGUUCUUUGUCACUCUGGUCCUGUGGACGGAUGAACAGUAUGACUAUGGUGAUGUGGAUUCACUCAACCCUAACCUGUAUGUGAACGGUAUCAUAUGUGUGUCAACCUUCGUGUCCUUCUACGGCCACCUUCUGUUUUACAAAGCCACUAAGAGCGCUUUACAUGGCUAUGGACUGAGAGCCAAGUUCAUCUGCAUCAUUGUGGUGUUGGUGCUGUGUGGCCUGCAGAGUGGCAUCUUAGAGACCAUGGGUGCUCUUGAAGUUUUCCCCUGCACACCACCCUUCUCUGUCCUGACCAGGUCCCAGUUGAUCUACCACUACUGUGUGAUUGUGGAGAUGUUCUGCAUCGGCCUGUAUGCCCGCCACACUUUCCGUAAGGUGGAGCCGAGCGUGGUGGAGGAUGCGGAGGGGCCUGUCAGUGUCUUGCAGAUAGAAAAGGCCGUUCAAACAGACGAUGUUAAAAUGACACAUCACAAGCCCGGCCUCUUCGGCCAUCACCUUGUCAGUGCCUCCAAUCCCAGUUACAGUAGUGACAGCGAGGACAGCCUGUGCAGGAUAGAGCAUGCACCUCUGGAUGGUUUCCCCUUCCCUCAGGCCAGAAGCCAGCAGCUUGGCCGGACAGAAUCAGUGGAGCCAAGGUCUGCAGAGGAACAUGGUGUAGAUCUGACCCGCAUUACUGUCAGGGCUGAUAUUAACUAUGAGGACUACAAGGAUGUCACUGUGGUUUGACCAACUAUGGAAGACCUUUAACAACAGAUUAAAUAUGUCUAAUCUUAACCGCUGCAGAUGUCGGUACUGACUUGGUUGUGUGGGAGGCCCUGAGGACUUGUCUGUAGAACUCCACACCCUGCACUAUGAUAACUGGGGCAAAAGUGACAGAAAUACUCACCUAAUACACAAGAAAAUUUGUGAACUGUUCACUGCUGUGACAAGCUGCAGAAUUAGGAAAUAUUCACCAUUUUGUCUUACUACUGUAAAAGUCAUGAGUCCAUUUGCUGCUUCUAGUUCUUUUUAAUCACUAGAUGGGUGUUUUGUUAUUUAUUUUUCAUAUUUGUUGUUUUGCAGUUGUGUUUAGCUCACACACUAAUUGUCAUAAUAUGCGGAAAAUAAAAUGCAUUUG